Brenthis ino (lesser marbled fritillary) is the source of this 939-nucleotide messenger RNA. Lineage: Eukaryota; Metazoa; Arthropoda; Insecta; Lepidoptera; Nymphalidae. The record is from the annotation of a GenBank genome assembly.
AUGCUUCUAUCAAGUGUGUCUCUAAGCGAGGUGAGCGUAGUGGGCAUGGACGGAAUGGUGGAAGAAAACGGCACAUCUGGCGCAGCAGGCGUGACCGAUUCCUUGGCGGGCGCAGGCUCAUCGGCCAGUACCACGCCUCAUGUCGUCGUUACCAGUAUUGUGCAACUUACGUUGCCAACACAAGCACCGUCAGCCCAGGUGUUUAUUUUGACAAUUUGCAUUAUAUCAACAAUGGUCCAAUCAGUUAUCCAACCUAAUCAACAGUCAGUUAUCCAGACAGCCUCAAAUAUACAGUCAGUUCAACUUCCUAAAGGAAAUGUUAUAUUGGUUAGCAAACCAAGCUCAGUUAUUCAUACUACUCAAGGAACAUUGCAAACAUUACAGAUAAAACCUGAACCAAAUAGUGUAGUUAGCACACAAGGACAAUCCUGCAGUGAUGAAAGUUGUAGUGAUGAUGACAAUCCCAAAAGAAACUACAGAGAAAUGUUAACUCGACGUCCUUCUUAUAGAAAAAUUCUCAAUGAUCUUGGAGGUGGAGAAAUUGCUGAAAAUCGUAUGGGAACUAAAGGAUUGGAAAGUGAGGUGUCGCUGUCACCUUCUUUAUCAUUUGCGCCAGUGAUUCCAGCUGGAGCUCUUCAAACAGAUAGUGGUUUGCACACAUUAGCGGUCUCUGGUACUACUGGUGGGGGUGCAAUAGUGCAGUAUGCAACAAAUCAAGAUGGACAGUUUUAUGUACCGGGACCUAUAUUAGAGGACCAAACACGUAAACGUGAACUACGAUUGCUAAAAAAUAGAGAAGCAGCGAGAGAGUGUCGACGCAAAAAGAAAGAAUAUAUAAAAUGCCUCGAAAAUAGAGUUGCAGUGCUAGAAAAUCAAAACAAAGCACUCAUAGAGGAACUCAAGUCACUAAAAGAACUAUAUUGUCAGCAAAAAACAGAA